AUGUCUGCCCUACGUUCCAUCAAGUCGCUCGCUCCUCUCCUUGACCGCGUCCUCGUUCAGCGCAUCAAAGCCGACACGAAGACCGCCGGUGGUAUCUUCCUCCCAGAGACUGCCGUGAAGGAGCUCAAUGAGGCCAAGGUCCUGGCCGUUGGUCCCGGUGCUUUCGACAAGGAUGGCAAGCGGAUAGCGAUGGGCGUCACUGCCGGAGACCGCGUUCUGAUUCCCCAGUUCGGCGGCAGCCCGAUCAAGGUUGGCGAUGAAGAGUUCUCACUUUUCCGCGACCACGAGUAA
Messenger RNA from Dissoconium aciculare CBS 342.82, 291 nucleotides. RefSeq names its product putative 10 kDa heat shock protein, mitochondrial. NCBI's taxonomy places the organism in Eukaryota, Fungi, Ascomycota, Dothideomycetes, Mycosphaerellales, Dissoconiaceae. Gene Ontology annotation, molecular function: protein folding chaperone; ATP binding; metal ion binding. Gene Ontology annotation, cellular component: mitochondrial matrix. The transcript is spliced from 3 exons. The record is from RefSeq and is a predicted model, not a curated record. Bases 1 to 291 code for a protein of 96 amino acids.